AUCGCUGACCACACAGUGCGAACUAAAUUUCUCGUUUGAAAUUUAUUUCCACUUUUAAACCCGACUUCUGAGGCUUGAAUAAUGAAACUAUGCUACAAUUUAGGAAUAUCUUUGGCUUUCCUUUUUAGUGCUUUGGCAGCACAAAAUGAAAUUUUUCGUGGUGGCAACCAAGUCGAAACUGUCACCGUAAGCAAGCAUGAUAGUUGCUUCCAGGUUAUCCAAAAAUAUAGUGAGUAUACAGAGCGAUUCAUUAGAUCAAGUUUAUCAAGGAUAUUUUCCGCGAUAGAUGCGAGCGAACUGGAAAUAUCCGAAAAUGGCACAAGCAAAAUAUUUCUCCAAUGGCCAACACACGUGAGAUGUGACUUAGGGUACGCUGAGGCGAUAAUUUACUUCAAUGAGCACGCUAAAACCCCGUCAGUAUGCAGUAGCAGUGGAAGAUCAGAAUUCAAUUCUUACCUAUUGAGGAACUAUCUUAUUCAAGAGUACUCUUCUGGAAGAAACGAUUCAGAAGAAAUGACUUUUAAUGUAGCAAAGCAAGGAUGCUUCUUCGCUGAAAUUGUUUAUACGAAUUACUCAACUAAUGAAAGAACGAUUUUCACCAGCAGACCAGUGUUUGUGCACACUCAAGUUCCAAAAGAUAAAAGCAUUAAUCUGCGCAGUUUAGUUUCUUCAGAUGACAAGCUGUACCUAGACAUGAUUCUUUUAAUGGUUGCUGUGGGAGUUGCUGUUUUAUGCGUUGCCUACAGGGCCAGUUGCCGACUUUACAAGUUUAUUUUCAAGGGAAGCGAAGAAGAGGAGAGAUUGCCGGUGAUUCUCACAAUAGUGAAACAAAACACUAUUAAGAAACAGAGAAGCUUGAAAGUACUGCUUUUGUACGCAAGACAAGAAGAGGAGUUUAUGAACUUAGUUCAGGAGCUGAGAGAACACCUACAAAGUAGUCUCGCUUGUGAGGUGGUCGACAUCUACCACAAAGACUACGAGCACAGAGUGAACGAGUUUGGGUUUGAGUUUGUUGAAGAUUUCCUGCAUAGCGAUUCCUGCUUCAACGUUCACCAUGAAGUGAAAAUUGUUAUGAUCCACACGGAUUGGGGAUUGAAAAUUUACGAGGCGCACAUGACAAAAUGCAAGAUUCAGUACAAGGAACCAAAAUACAUUGACUCCUAUUAUGACGAGGCCCUGAAAAUUUUAAUCCAAGCCGAAAACGUUGAUUACCAAAAGAUAUAUCACAUUGGAUUUGAAGACUACCCACUGGAGAAACCACUUAGCAGACCAAAAUUCAACUGUAACCCUAUGUAUUACUACCCAAAGGAGUUUGAGCUCUUUGUUCAAGCCAUCAAACGGAGGCCAGAUGAAAAAAUUCAAGAAGAAUCAACAGAUGACUUGCAAUUAGCUGAAACCCCUUGUUAAGUUUCAUUUAAGGUAUAAAGCUCUUUAAACAAUAAAUAAAUAUUAACAAACCAAAAA
Cloeon dipterum is the source of this 1464-nucleotide messenger RNA. RefSeq lists its product as uncharacterized. The coding region runs from base 82 to 1407 and encodes 441 amino acids. The transcript has 6 exons. NCBI's taxonomy places the organism in Eukaryota, Metazoa, Arthropoda, Insecta, Ephemeroptera, Baetidae. The record is from RefSeq and is a predicted model, not a curated record.